This is a messenger RNA of Micropterus dolomieu (smallmouth bass), 2604 nucleotides long. It is a transcript of the gene hs2st1b, whose product is annotated as heparan sulfate 2-O-sulfotransferase 1b. Gene Ontology annotation, cellular component: membrane. The transcript is spliced from 7 exons. Gene Ontology annotation, molecular function: heparan sulfate 2-sulfotransferase activity. The coding region runs from base 493 to 1563 and encodes 356 amino acids. The record is from RefSeq and is a predicted model, not a curated record. NCBI's taxonomy places the organism in Eukaryota, Metazoa, Chordata, Actinopteri, Centrarchiformes, Centrarchidae.
GCUGCUUGCUGCAACACGCUUGUGCGCGCUGCUGUGGAACUCUGCUCUGUAGUUUGGAGUCGCUUUUGACCAUUUGUUUUCCUCCAGCCUCAAGUCGCAUUUUAAAUGGACGGAGCUCGACGGACUCUGCAUGCUGUCGGCGGCUUAAAUCAAAGCAUGCCCGACUUCAAAAUGCGGACUGACUAGCGUUACGUAUUCCCGAAAGCUGCCGUUAGCAUGAGCUUUACGUGGCUUUAUGAGAGUAAGCGCAGAAGAUAGCUAAUGUUAGUUUGUUUGGCUAACGUUGAGUUAACCGUGUAGGACUGCAGUCGAGUACCAACUAACUUAAUGGCGCUAGACAGUUAACGCGAGCGAAAUUUAUUUUGGUUUGCCUGAAGUGAAUCAGUUUAGAUGAGUUAGUCAGCAGCAGAUGCUAGUGAGAACGUUAGUUCAUUUGCUGGAUUAACGUCAGCCAUUAGGAGUGGGUCUGUCCAGGGUUCAUCUGGUUGUUUGAUGGGGCUUUUAAGGACCAUGAUGCCGCACAAGUUGCAGCUUGUGGCUGUUUUGGCAUUUGGAGUGGCGAUGCUGUUUAUUGAGAACCAGAUCCAGAUACUGGAGGAGUCUAGAGCCAAACUCGAACGUACCAUUGCCAGACACGAGUUGGCUGAAGUAGAGCAGCGUCAGAGUGAAGAUGCUGGUCGGGGAUUGUCACCACUGGCAGAAAAAGAUGACAUGGUCAUCAUCUACAACAGAGUGCCCAAGACGGCCAGCACAUCCUUCACUAACAUCGCCUACGACCUGUGUGGGAAGAACCGCUUCCACGUCCUGCACAUCAACACAACCAAAAACAAUCCCGUCAUGUCUUUACAAGACCAGGUGCGCUUUGUCAGGAAUGUCACCUCAUGGAGAGAGAUGAAGCCCGGCUUCUACCAUGGCCAUGUAGCUUAUCUGGACUUCUCAAAGUAUGGGGCGAAGAGGAAGCCGAUGUACAUAAAUGUGGUGAGGGACCCCAUUGAGCGCCUGGUGUCAUACUACUACUUCUUACGUUUUGGAGACGACUACAGACCUGGUCUUCGACGAAGGAAACAAGGGGACAAAAAGACCUUUGAUGAGUGUGUGUCGUCAGCGGGGUCUGACUGUGCUCCUGAGAAACUCUGGCUGCAGAUCCCCUUCUUCUGCGGCCACCACUCCGAGUGCUGGAACGUAGGCAGUAGUUGGGCCCUGGAACAGGCCAAGUACAACCUGCUGAAUGAGUACCUGCUGGUUGGAGUAACUGAGGAGCUGGAGGACUUCAUCAUGAUCCUGGAGGCAGCACUGCCACGCUUCUUCAAGGGAGCCACAGAGCUUUUCAGAACAGGAAAGAAGUCCCAUCUGCGAAAGACCACCGAAAAGAAGCCUCCAACCAAAGAGACAAUAGCCAAGCUGCAGCAGUCUGACAUCUGGAAAAUCGAAAAUGAGUUUUACGAGUUUGCACUGGAACAGUUUCAGUUUGUGCGUGCCCACGCAGUCAGGGAAAAGGAUGGAGAACUUUAUGUCCUGGCUCAGAGCUUCUUCUAUGAAAAGAUCUACCCCAAAGUGAGCUAGAGAUGUAGCCAAGAGUGACUAGGGCUGCACAGGGACUUUACAAGGCCUCAAUUGGAAGUCAUUUACACUGAGACGCACACGUUCAUUGAGUGAUGCUGGUGAAAGCUCAAGUGCUUUUUCUGGGAUUUAGAUUUUGACACUGUUGCAGUUACAGAAAAUCCCUUUCAGGCAGUACAGUGGAAUUUCUACAAGGAAUGUGUGUUUGCUGGUGCAGCUGUUGAGAAAACCUAACAUGGAUGAACAGUCAAGUCUGAACGGUGAGAAAGAAUCCGAGCCCAGAGCUGGGUGAAAUAGUUACUGAAUGUGAUGCAUCAAAACCCAAACACAAGCAGCCUUUGAUUUAUGACGUUCUGGUUUGUUUUUUUUGGGGGGGGGGGGGGGCAAGUUCGACAAGUUUAAAACCUUAUUAAAAAGAGUUUUUCUGUCCCCUGACACAUUUGAAAAUGAAAUGAGCUCAGACAGCUUGUUAAGCUCCGCGUUGCAUUACUUUCUUUUUUUUUUCCCAUACUACGUUUUAGCUGCACAAACUCUUUUUUAAAAACUGAUAAAACUGUUACAAACACACAAAUCUCGAGCUGCAUCUGUACAUACUGUAAUAACAUGCCCUGAACAUGUUUUUGGACCAAACAGUAGAAAAAGAUUGGACCAUUGCAUCAUUGGUGCGUGACUAACAAAUGUUUUUAUGUUAUGUUUUUUUUUUUAUCCCACUGAGAUGUUCUCAAUGUUUACACUUUUUUUUUAAUUUUUUUAGAAUUCUACCACAGACAUAGUGACGUGCGUGUGAUUAUGUGAAAAAGAACAGAAAGUUUUGACUUCAGGGAUCACCAGAGCUUUGACUUGGUCGCAGAGUCAUUUCCAGCAGAAAGAGAAUGGGCCAGAGGUCAAACUGAUAGUGCCUUUAUUACAAAGUUCAUUUCCCUGUGAUCCCACAGUCAUGUUUCCUCUUUUUUUACGUGUAAUCUUUAUGAACUGCAGAUCCUGUUUCUCAUCUGUUUCACACUUACCCCAUUAACAGCCUAAGCAUAAACAAGUAACCGCAAA